Venturia canescens is the source of this 1932-nucleotide messenger RNA. RefSeq names its product N-sulfoglucosamine sulfohydrolase (gene Sgsh). Gene Ontology annotation, biological process: heparan sulfate proteoglycan catabolic process; glycosaminoglycan catabolic process. Lineage: Eukaryota; Metazoa; Arthropoda; Insecta; Hymenoptera; Ichneumonidae. The transcript has 8 exons. The record is from RefSeq and is a predicted model, not a curated record. Gene Ontology annotation, molecular function: N-acetylglucosamine-6-sulfatase activity; N-sulfoglucosamine sulfohydrolase activity; glycosaminoglycan binding. The coding region runs from base 12 to 1589 and encodes 525 amino acids.
GCUCUUUCGUCAUGUUGUACAAAAUCGAUACUGUCAUUGUUGCUGUUUUUUUAAUCGGAUCUACAAUAACCAAUUUGCCGAAAGCAGUGUUCGCCCGCGAAAAUGCCAAAACUCAAAAUGUUCUUCUGCUUGUAGCCGAUGAUGGAGGCUUCGAGAUGAGAUCGUACAGAAAUAAUAUUUGUCAAGCUCCUAAUCUCGAUAAAUUGGCUAAAGACAGUUUGAUAUUCAACAAUGCAUAUACGUCCGUCAGCAGUUGCUCACCGAGUCGGGCAGCAAUGCUGACUGGUUUGCCGAGCCAUCAAAAUGGGAUGUAUGGUUUACACCAAGGCGUCCAUCAUUUCAAUUCGUUUGACAAUAUAAUGAGUUUGCCAAAAAUAUUGUCAAAUAACAAUGUGAGAACUGGAAUAAUAGGGAAAAAGCACGUGGGACCAGCGAAUGUUUAUCCUUUCGAUUAUUCGCAAACGGAAGAGAACAAUUCAAUUCUUCAAGUGGGAAGGAAUAUCACUAAUAUUAAACUCCUUGUUCGGGAAUUUCUAGCAAUGAACAAAUCUGAACCUUUUUUCCUGUACGUCGCUUUUCAUGAUCCCCAUCGUUGUGGUCACUCUCACCCGGAGUAUGGUAAUUUCUGUGAGAAAUUUGGCAACGGUGUCGAGGGAAUGGGCACAAUACCAGAUUGGAAUCCCAUUUAUUAUCAAUGGGAACAAGUGAAAGUGCCAUAUUACGUUCAGGAUACUGAAGCUGCAAGACGUGACAUUUCUGCUCAAUACACAACGAUUUCUCGACUCGAUCAAGGAGUGGGUUUGGUUCUCAAAGAAUUGGAAAAAGCUGGUUAUAAGAAUAACACACUGGUAAUAUAUACGUCGGACAACGGAAUACCAUUUCCAAAUGGUAGAACAAAUCUCUACGACUCAGGAAUGGCAGAACCAAUGAUGAUAUCGUCACCGCAACAAGAUCAUCGAAAAAACGAAGUUACUUAUGCUUUAACUUCGUUAUUGGACGUGGUACCAACAAUUUUGGAUUGGUUUCACAUAAAAAAUAUUGGUAUCGAAAAUUCAACAGAAACGAAUCAAGUUCCAAACUCGUUUUUAACCGGCAGAUCGCUUUUACCUCUUUUAGUGAAAGAACCUGUGGAAGAUGACACGGCGAUAUUCGCGAGUCAGAAUCAUCACGAAAUUACGAUGUACUAUCCCAUGAGAGCUGUAAGAACAAAACGGUGGAAGCUCAUUCACAACAUCAACUUUAAGAUGCCGUUUCCCAUAGAUCAAGAUUUCUACGUUUCUCCAAGUUUUCAAGACCUUUUGAAUAGAACCCGUUCAAACAUACCCUUGAGAUGGAAAAAAACUCUGAAGCAAUAUUAUAACAGGUCUGAGUGGGAGUUGUAUGAUUUGAAAAAAGAUCCUGAAGAAUUGAAGAAUUUGGCUGAGACAUCUGCAGCUCAGGAAAUAUUUCAAAUUUUGAAAAAAAGACUCUUCGAAUGGCAAAAAUCAACAAAUGACCCCUGGCUCUGUGCACCCAGAGGAGUUUUAGAAAGCCAUGGUAGAGACCCCAGGAAUCAAGAGUGUAUGCCGCUCGAUAAUUUGGGAUAUUAAGACUUUUCUGUACGUUACAGCAUCGGUCGAUAUUAUUUUCUAUUGCUCUGCAUCAACUUACAGUCAAUUGAAGAAUGUAAUCCUGGACAUUGAAACGUUUCUCAAUUCCUUCUCAUGUUUUGAGAGCUCUUUGCUCAAUUGACGAACGUAUGUAGCAGAUUUAUUGAUGGUUUUUUCUGCAAUACUCAUCUCAGAUGAUAUUUCUGUCACCUGUUAUUUAAAAUAAGAUAAAAUAUAAAUCAUUUUAUACAUAUUAGGUUUAAAUUUGUGAGUUAAUCUAUAAAUCACUUUUAUGAAAUGAACAAUUGAAACUACAUGAUCAAAUAAAUAAACAUGACAACUA